CGAGAGUGUGUGGCAUCGCUUCGGUCCGCGUGCGCGCCGCGAGAUUAUUCAAUCGCGUCCUCGGCGUCGUCGUCGGCGUCGAUGUGCCUUGUGUGUCUUAACAAACAACAACAACAACAACAACAUCAACACCCACGUGGCGAUGUUUUAAAAAUUAAUUAAUUAAUUAACAGUGUCCACACACGAUCUAUCAUGGAUUAUACUAAAAAGCGUGCGCAGUUCGUCGUGGUCGAAGAAUAAGUCUGAAUCGUUGUGUUGUUGAAAAUUGAUAAGGCUAUUGAUAAUACUACACACAAAUACGUACGAUGAACGUGUUCAAAAUAGAGCCCGCGAUGACGGGCACGCUCGGCGGUUGUCCGGCGCCGUCCCCAGACAAGUUGUCGCCGGACGUGUCCUUCGACGCCGGUUCGGAGUUUAAUCUGAGCUUCUUCGACACGCCGGAGGACAGCAGCACGCAGGGAUUCAGCGAUCCGGGCUCGGUGGGCUCGACGUCUGCGGCGGGAUCGCCGCCACCGCCGCCGAAUGCCUUGCUGCAUAUGCCGCCGCAGACGGCGAGCGCCGCCGCCAGUCCGAGCGCUUCGUCGGCUGGUAGUAGUCCGAUUGUACUCUCGCCGCCGGCCACCGGCACCGCCAACAACAAUGUCGUUAUCAAGCAAGAUCAACAUUAUGUCGCUGCGGAUUCAAACAGCUCGGCGACGACAAAGUCCUUCGUGCCCUGCAAAGUGUGCGGCGACAAGGCGUCGGGCUACCACUACGGCGUUACGUCGUGCGAAGGAUGCAAGGGUUUUUUUCGACGCAGCAUACAGAAGCAGAUCGAGUAUCGCUGCCUGCGCGAUGGCAAAUGUCUGGUGAUACGUUUGAAUAGGAAUAGAUGUCAAUAUUGUCGAUUUAAGAAAUGUCUCGCUGUUGGAAUGUCGAGGGAUUCUGUAAGAUAUGGUAGGGUGCCAAAACGUUCUCGGGAACGCAGCACAGAGGAAGCAUCACGCGUUUCCACCACAGAUGCGGAUCAAUCCGAUGCGGAAACGAAGCAACUUGCUGUCUACGACGUUAUCCUGACUGUGUCGCAGGCGCAUCAUGCGAACUGCGGUUACACGGAGGAGCACACUCGAAAUUUAGUACGAAAACCGCUUGGUGAGAUGCCUGCGAGUCCACAGGAGGAUAUUGCGGAUGCGGCCUCUUCGACAGCGGAUAGCAUUGAGCUGCAGCGUUGUUGGUUGUGGCAGGAAUUAGCUGCGAAUGUGACGCCGAGCGUGCAGCGCGUGGUAGAAUUUGCGAAACGCGUGCCCGGGUUCUGCGAUCUGGGUCAGGAUGAUCAGCUGAUACUGAUCAAAAUCGGAUUUUUUGAGAUCUGGCUCAGUCAUGUCGCGAAACUCACCUCGGGAGCGUCGAUGGUUUUCGACGAUGGGACAACUGUUAGUCGACAACAGUUGGAAACUAUGUAUGAUGCUGAUUUUGUCACGUCCAUUAUCCAUUUCGCCAGCACAUUUAACGCGCUUGCGUUGAACGACACGGAAUUGGGAUUAUUUUCCGCUGUGGUGUUACUCACAGCCGAUCGGCCCGGCAUCACCGAUGUCAAAACGAUAGAACAUUAUCAGGAUAAACUUAUAGAAGCACUUAAAGUACAGGUGGGUCGUAAUCAUGCAAACGAACCACAACUCUUCUCGAAUCUGCUGAUAAAACUCCCCGAGCUGCGCAAUCUAGGCGCAAAGCACACGGCACACCUGGACUGGUUUCGUCUGAACUGGUCCAAACUGACGCUGCCGCCGCUCUUCGCCGAAAUCUUCGACAUUCCCAAGUGCGAGGACGACUUGCAGUGAGGAAGCAGCACUGUAGAUGUUUAUCGGAGGCUUACGUGGGCUUUUGCAUCUGUAUAAUUCCUACACAUGCCUCAUCUUGCUCAAAAAACUUAGUAACCAAUAAGGAAACCUUCAUAUACAAUUAUGUAAGCGGUACGCGGUGUAGGAUGCAACAAGUACAAGAAAAAAAAGUGGAACCAAACUUAUUUCUAGGCGAUUAUAAGAAACGUGGUGGGAAAACGAGACACGAAGACGUGAAACAUUACAUUUCAUAUCACACACACACACAUAAAAGUUUGCUAGAAACAAAAUGGCGGACAAAAUGAUAACUUACUUAAUAUAUAACUAUAUAGUAAGAGAGAGUUCAAUUAGAUAACAGGGUCGUUAAUAUGUUAGUUAAGCAAUAAUUAUUGUCGAAUCGAUGAAUUGAAAAGUGAGAAACAAAAAGGUAACAAUCUGAUCAUUAGCAAUACUAAUCACAAACAAAAUGGAGCAAUGAAUUGAAUAAUCACAAUCAUCGCAAUUUGUAUCAGAAUAAUAGUCCUAUAUCACUGUUUAAAAUUCAUGCUACACAAGAGAAGAAUACUAUCAUUAAUUUUACCUUUAAUGUGUGUCCAAGACUGUUAUCCUGAAAACAGUUGUGAUAGAAAUAUGAAGUAAAAUGUAUGCAACUCGACAUAUCAGCGAAGCGAAGAGAAAAAGCGAAAGAUGAGAAAAACUGUAAAAAUUACUUUAAACCUGUUUUGCAGUCUGCUCCAAAAUAUAUAACAUAGAUUUCUAUCUUGUACAUAAGAUAUAAUACUUAUUACUUACAUGCAUAAUUACGAUUAAUUGUUGAGAGAUUGUAAAAUUUAUUUAAAUUUCGGUGUGGACUACAACUAUCAUCACUAUAUCAGCCAUUUUGUUGUUUUUUGAGAUCAUCGGCAAUAAGCGCGACAUUCAAAAUGUGUUUUACACUAAGGACUAAGAUUUUACUAAGAUGACUUUACAAUGAUGAUGAAUUGCGGAGACGGACGAGAAUACGUGAAGUAACAAUCAUAUCCUACAUAUUUGACGAAUGUAAAAAAAAGACAAACGUUUAUGGAAGACGUAUCAUAAUAUGUAUUAUUACAAUUUAAAUUUAACACUAAAACUUAACGUUGCAAAUACUGUAAAAGAUAACAUUGGAUGGUUUUUAGAGCGUUUAAUAUAAAAGGCGUGUGUUACAAGCGUUGGAAAUCUCUACGUAGAGUACAAAAGUGAUUUUUUAUAUAGAAGAGAACGAAAUCGAUAUAAAUAUUGAUGAUGAUGAUGAUGAUCAUGAUGACAAUUAUUAUUAAAUGUUGUUUGAGGCUGUAUAGUUUCUUCACCUUUUUGGUGUGCGUUAAUCGGUAGCCAUUUCAAUGUUUAGACGCAGACAAUUGAACAAAUUUUAAACUAUUUGACUGACUGCACUCUGUUUUAUCUUUGUUCGGGGCGAAACAAAAGACACUAAUGUACUUAUUAUUUCACGUACUUAUACUAUGGUAGUUGUUUAGCGCGAAUCUUAACUAGUGUGUUAUAUAUAUAUAAUUUGUUAUAUUUUAAGUUUUUAAUUUUAGUUUGACGAUUGUGUACAUUUAACCUUUCGAUUCCGGUGUUCCACUGCCUCUGUCGCAUCAAAUAUUGUAAUUAUAUCCAUUGAUAUAAAUAUUCGGUAUGCCAUUUUUUAUAAGACGAUUAUUAUUUAUUAUAAAUGUAGUUUAAGCAUAAUUACUUUAGCAGAACGUGAAAAAGACACUACACAUACGACACAGACACAGAAACACACGACAUAGAAAUUUUAAUUAUAAAUUAUGUGCUCAUAUUUAUACAAUUAAGUCGCGAUGAGGUCUGCGAGGAUAAAUCUCUAUUGAUAUGAUACUAUGAAUGUUAAAUCGUUGUUAUUACUCUUGUUUAUUCUAUUGAAUUUUAUAUAUUGAUUGUUUACACGCGCACUAUUUGCAGUAAUCUUUUUUUAUUAUGUAUGUAUUUUGAUUUAUUUAAUUUUUUGAGAUUAUUAUUAAUACCAUGUUUCGUGGAGCGAUGCUAAGUUAUCGGAAUUAUUGUGGCAGGACGUUAUACUGUAAGAGUUUUAAAUAUUUUGUAUAGUUUUUAGUCGUCGGAGGAACAAAAACGCAUUUGUUACAAAAAUGAUUGAUGCAUAUUGUAAAUUAUUAUCAAUAUUGAUAUUAUUUUGCAAAAGUAAACAAAUUCCUAUCAA
Dalotia coriaria is the source of this 4017-nucleotide messenger RNA. RefSeq names its product ecdysone-induced protein 78C-like. The record is from RefSeq and is a predicted model, not a curated record. Gene Ontology annotation, molecular function: nuclear receptor activity; sequence-specific DNA binding; zinc ion binding. Bases 306 to 1817 code for a protein of 503 amino acids. The transcript has 6 exons. Gene Ontology annotation, biological process: regulation of DNA-templated transcription. NCBI's taxonomy places the organism in Eukaryota, Metazoa, Arthropoda, Insecta, Coleoptera, Staphylinidae.